AUGCAACUUCCUUGUUUUAAUGGAUAUAGAGAAUUAUUUUAUGAUUUAAAUAGAAAAAAAAUAGUUCCCGAAAAUAUAAGAGAAUUGUUAACUCCCCGUGGUUUAGCUUUUUGAAUUAUGGAUGACGGAAGUAAACAAGGUAGCGGUUUACAUAUAAGCGUUUAUGGAUUCUCUAAUACAGAUGUCGAUAAAUUAAUGUUUACUCUACAAGAUAAAUUUAAUCUUAAAUGCUCUAUACAUUAUAACAGGGAUAAUAAACCCCGUAUUUAUAUAUUUAAAGAAUCCAUGGAUACUUUAAUAACUUUAGUAAAACCUUAUUUUAUUAAAGAAAUGUUAUAUAAAUUAGGAUUAUAA
Podospora pseudopauciseta is the source of this 354-nucleotide messenger RNA. The record is from the annotation of a RefSeq genome assembly. NCBI's taxonomy places the organism in Eukaryota, Fungi, Ascomycota, Sordariomycetes, Sordariales, Podosporaceae.